This is a messenger RNA of Beauveria bassiana ARSEF 2860, 1422 nucleotides long. Its product is annotated as major facilitator superfamily transporter. Gene Ontology annotation, molecular function: transmembrane transporter activity. Gene Ontology annotation, cellular component: fungal-type vacuole membrane. Lineage: Eukaryota; Fungi; Ascomycota; Sordariomycetes; Hypocreales; Cordycipitaceae. The transcript has 3 exons. Gene Ontology annotation, biological process: transmembrane transport. The coding region runs from base 1 to 1422 and encodes 473 amino acids. The record is from RefSeq and is a predicted model, not a curated record.
AUGGCGGCAACACAAACCGCCAUCACAACGCUCCAGCUAAAAGACUACGGCUCCUCCAACACAGCUGUACCUGUCAAUACCGGCACCGAAGCCGCCCGAGAUGUCACUUCAUAUACAUCCACAACCACCCGCCGACGCGGCGCACACCCAGCCCCGGCCAACGUAGACGACGACGAUGUCGCCAUCAUCGAAGCGUCUCGCGCGCUCGAUCAAGAGUGCCCCGACGGCGGCUACGGCUGGAUCAUUGUCCUCAGCGGCGCCAUGCUCAUGUGGUGGGCGUCCGGAACCACCUACGCCUGGGGCGUCGUCCAGCGCAAGCUAGUCGAGGAGCAUCUCGCCGGGCCCGCGACCCUCUCCUUUAUCGGCUCCCUGCAGGCCUCCAUGCCCGCCUGGUUCGCCGUGCUCGACGCCUUUGUCAUGCGCCGCUGGCUCGGCUCGCGGCGCCUCGCCAUGCUCGGCAUGCUCACCAUGGGUCUCGGUGGCGUCCUGGCCAGCUUCUGCACGAAAAGCGUGACGGGCCUCUUUAUCACGUUUGGCUUUCUCGCCGGCGCCGGCGGGAGCUGCGGCUUUGCCGUCGUGGCUGCCGUUCCCGCGCAAUACUUUCACACCCGCCGCGGCCUGGCCAACGGGCUCAUCUUUGCGGGGAGCGGAUUUGGCGGGGCGACGAAUAGCUUCUUCAUGGAUGCGCUGAUUCGCCACGUCGGCAUGGCCUGGGCUUUUCGGGUGCUGGGACUGGUGACGAUGGCGACUGGGGUUUUUGCCGGGUGGUUCAUGACUGAGCGGACAAAGAUUCCCGACAAGCGAUUUAUUGACAUGAAACUAUUCAAGAAUACAAACUUUACACUCUUGUGGCUGUGUGCUGCUGUCGGCAACUUUCCCAUUUUCGUUCCGCCCUUCUUCCUUCCUCUUUACAACCAAGCGUUGGGCUUUUCUUCAAGCACCGGAGCCGGUCUUGUGGCUGGCUUUACCCUGUCAUCAGCGAUCGGUCGCAUUCUGUGUGGAUUUUGCUGCGACAGAUUUGGUCCUGUAAAUGUGCUCCUAGCUUCGUUGCUGCUCUCUGCUUUCAGUAUGCUCGUCAUCUGGCCCGUCUCGCAAUCUCUGACUCCUCUUGCCGUCUUCUGCAUCCUCAAUGGUGUCUCAAACGGAGGCUUCUUUUCUUGCACGCCUACCGUCGCCACCAGUAUAUUCGGUAGUCAGCGUGUAAGUGUCGUCAUGGGCAUGAUUAUGACUGCUUGGGCCGGAGGCUAUCUUUUGGGCUCUCCCAUUGCUGGUUACCUGCUUCAAGCCUUUGGUGGAGCAGACGGUGGCCUAAAAGCGUACCGUCCCGCCAUGUUCUACGCCGGCGGCCUGGCUUUGAUCUCGGCCAUUUUAUUGGCCAUUGUCCGUUUCCGCCUUAACAAAAAGAUUCUUGCGGCCGUAUAG